AUGGGAUGCUCAGGGGAAGAAGAGAAGCGAGACCGAGAGUUAAUCGGUUUUGGGACAGCUACUCCAACAUCCCGAAGAUACUCCCUGGAACUGUCUUCACUACCUCAGACGGAUGUCAGCCGCGAAUACAUGCUGAUGUUGCCGAGACAACCAAAAAUUGAUCCCAAGUCGUCUGCGCCAUUAUCAUCAUCCGAUGAGUGGAUUGAGCCGUUGGCGGUUCUAGUUUUCACCCUGGUCCUGGCAGCAGAUGCUAGCAUGUUUGCCAUCAAUCCUAUCUUCCAGGAUGCUCCAAUUCCUUUGGUACAUGCCCUGAGCGAUCGCCUGGUGGACAAGACCUUCAAGGAUGGUGAAGUGAUCCUCCAGGAUGGUGAAGUCUUCCAGACUGGGAAAAGCUUCGUGUAUUUCAUUGUGAAGGGUGAGGUGGAGAUCUGGAAGGAAGGCAACUUCAUCAUGUUGCUACAGCAGGGUGAAAAGUUCGGCGAACUCGCGGCGCUUCGAAAGCUGCCCUUCCGCCAGGCGACAGCUAAAGCAAAGGGGGCAGUGGCCUGCAGAGCGGAUAUGGGGGCUGCAAAUGCAGAUGCAGAUGCUGCCCUCUCAAGAACUUUGGAUGGAGCCUCCCUCAAAGCGCUCGUUCCGAAUGCCGGCCCUUUGAACUGCCGCGGAAAAUGGACUCUUGUCCUGGAGCAGGCUCUGGAUCGAAUAGAAGCAGGAGAUAAGACCUUGGAUCCACACGUGGUUCAUCAGACAGAGGAGUUUGUGACGAUUCAUGAUGGCUACCCAAAGGCGGCAGUACAUCUUCUUGUUUUACCUCGUGCACGUGUGGCAGCUCUGGAAAAGUUGACGCGUGAGCACCUGCCAAUGCUCAUGCGCUUGUCAUCGUAUGUGGCAUGGUUGCUGCAGCAGGUCGAGGGUAGACCUGGUGUUCCUGGAGUUGGAUGGAUCCACGGUGUUCACUCUGUUCCCUCACUCAAGCAGCUGCACGUGCACGUCAUGACGUUGGACUUGAACUCUCCAUGCAUGAAGAAUGCGAAGCACUUCAGCUCCUUUCUUCCACCUUUUCUAGUGUCGUUAGACAGUGUCAUCCGCGCUCUUCAAGAUGGUGUCUUCGCCGAUAGGUCUCUGAAGAAACUGGAAGAGGAUAUGAAGAAACGUUCUCUGUGCUGCCAUCGUUGUGGUGCAGACUUUGGCCGUGGCUUUGCUCAGUUGAAAAGGCCUGCGCACACUUGGAGGGAAGAUAGCGGCACAGACAUCUCCAGAACAGCUCAAGCAUUUGAGUGCUUGCGCCACGUCGCCAGAACCUUUUUGGCCUUCGCCGAGGACGUCAGAGCUGGAAGAUAAAAAUGGGGGUGGGAAGCUAUGGUUAAAAGAUGUUGAAAGUUAAAACAUGGUGAACGAUAUUUGCACAUGUAAACAAAGUUACUGGAAACUGCCGAUUUCUGGGCACUUCAAGCGUCCAAGAGACUGGAUGACUUCCAAAGCCAACCUUGAGAGGCUUUGGCUUGAGGAACCGGCCCCGCGAGGUUGCAAACGCACAAUCGAAGGAAGUUUGGUUGAGAGAUGUUGAGGGAGCAAAUGAGAGCAAGCAUUAUAGUAGUUAAAGGAAGUUGAUCAGGCAGUGAAGGCAGUUUUGAGUUUGGUACUCUGAGGCAAUGACGUACAUACCAUCGACCUCACAUAGCCGGUGCGAAA
Cladocopium goreaui is the source of this 1689-nucleotide messenger RNA. The record is from the annotation of a GenBank genome assembly. Lineage: Eukaryota; Dinophyceae; Suessiales; Symbiodiniaceae.